Mizuhopecten yessoensis (Yesso scallop) is the source of this 1850-nucleotide messenger RNA. RefSeq lists its product as uncharacterized. Gene Ontology annotation, molecular function: DNA binding. The record is from RefSeq and is a predicted model, not a curated record. NCBI's taxonomy places the organism in Eukaryota, Metazoa, Mollusca, Bivalvia, Pectinida, Pectinidae. Gene Ontology annotation, biological process: DNA integration; DNA recombination. The transcript is spliced from 2 exons. Bases 573 to 1184 code for a protein of 203 amino acids.
AAGGAGUAUUUUUAACACAGUCAACAUUUACAACAGAAAAUACUGUUGUAGAUACAGAUGAGAUAUUAAGUGAUGUCCUGGAUUUACAGAAGGAAAAUAUUACACCUCGGCCGAAUUUCAACGUUUUAAGUGAGAUGUUCUCAGACAUCUCGGAAGAUGAAAUGACAGAAAUAACUCAAGUUGUUGAAGAAGUUGAAACACGGCGACGACUUGCAGGAUGGUGAUUUGAAAAAAAAUGUUGCUGGAGAAUCAUGUGUAAACACAGAAAACAAAACGAAAUGGGCUUUAAAAGUUUUUGAUUCAUGGAUUGAACAGCGACUGAUACAAUCCAAAAACAAUGAAAGCUGCAAAACUUUCCUAACAAUUUACUGGAUUUACCUGUCUCCGAUAUUAAUGAGGCUCUGACUUAUUUUGUAGCUGAAGUUCGAAAUAAGAAUGGUGAGGUGUACAGACCAAACACACUGUAUGAAUUAAUUAUAUCUAUACAACAUUAUUUUCGGCAAAAUGGACGUUUUGUGAAUAUUUUGGAUGAUACAGAGUUUGCAGGACUGAGAGGGGUACUAGACGCCAGGAUGAAAAACCUCGCAAAACAAGGUUUCGUAAUAAACAAAAAGCAGGCAGAAAUUAUAACGGAAGAACAAGAGCAGUUGAUGUGGGAGAAAGGUGUCAUGGGGACAGACACACCAGAAAAACUUUUAAACACAUUAGUGUAUCAACUGGGUUUGAAUUUUGCAUUGAGAGCAGGCCAAGAACAUAGGAAUCUUAGAUGUGGACCUUAUAGUCAAAUUACAGUGAAACAGGAUUCUGAUGGCAAAACAUAUUUGGAAUACAGAGAAGAUGUAUCAAAAACUAAUGCCGGAGGACUUCUCCAUCGUAAGGUGACACCAAAAGUUACAAGGGCCUAUGAAAACACAGUACUUCCAGACCAAUGUCCUGUGAAGAUAUACCAGAAAUUCAUGAGCCUAAGACCAAAAACUGGAAAAUGCAGUGCAUUGUACCUAAGGCCAAAGAAGACCCCCAGCCCGGACUGUUGGUACUGUGAUUCUCCACUGGGUGUACAUAUCUUGCAGCAGACAGUGGGGAAGUUGUGUGAGGAGGCUGGAUUUAAAGGAUAUUUCACUAACCAUUCCCUACGAGCGACUGCUGCGAAACGCCUCUAUAAGGCAGGAUUCGACGAACAAUAAGUGGCAGAAAAAACUGGACAUCGGUCAGCGGCCAUUCGUUCAUAUAAGCGUACAUGUGAUGCGCAGCUGGCAAAUGUUAGCAGUAUUGUGCAAGGAAUUGAAAAUAUGGCAUCACCAGUGAAAAAAUUAAAACUUGCUGACUCCAGUAAUACUAAUACUAAUAAUAGGGAGUUAUCUGUUAGCGCGGGUGAGGUGUCAUUUAGAUUCUUAAAGGGAGUACAUUGUAUCUGUAACAGUGGAUUUACCUGUAUAUAUCCAGUGGAUUGAUCACCAUUGUGUCAAUUUUGUAUUGUUUCAAUAAUGCAAUUAAAAUUUGAUGGAUAUAUUGUCAUGCUCCAGUUUCUAUGUUCUACUUAAACUGGUCCAAAAACAUGUCCGUUAUUUUUAACAAACUGUACAAUAUUAAAAUAUUGGACAGUUUUAUGAUCUUAUUGGACAGUUUUUGUAACAUAUUGGACAGUUAUGCAUAUAACAGUACUCAUAUUCUAUAUAAUGGACAAUUAUAACAAUGGAUGGCAUCACAAGAAUGUUUUAAGCUGCCAUAUGGCUGCAAUAUAUGAUAAUGUACGUAUGUUAAGUAUAAAAACGCCAUGGUUAUAACCAGAGAUAAUGCUAUAUGUAUACUAAUGCAUCAAUCAAAGAAAGCACACAAUUACCCUGCGUGUA